GACCCGUUCCUUCAGGCGGACUGUUCGGGACAAGUGUGAGCGUGAGGACGACCAAAACAAAUCUCCCGUUUUGGGCGAUCACUCCCCUGUAGAGAGCCUUGUGGAUGUCGAGACUCUCGAGCCCCGUUCUUGGCAGGGAAGUACAAGCUUAUGAGUUUAUUCCAAUUACGAUGUUGUCCCCAGCACCGCGGACCUUUUCAAUCGGCUCUCCACUGUAAUCAGGCCUAGUCGUGGGUAUAAGGUCAACGGCUCCGACUGACACCGACACCCUGCCUCCUUUAGUCGAAUUCACCAACGCAACUACAAGUUCUAUUGCUUAUUAAUAUUCCACUUGAAGCUCUUUCCAGCUUCUGUGUCCAGUCGUUUAAUUCGAUCGUCUUAAUACUACCGUCAAGAUGAAGCUCCUCCUUGUUGCCGCGGCCCUUUCCGCCGUCUCCUACGCUCAGAUCGACAUGGCCAAGGUCACCGACUGCAGCGCCCUCAGCAACGAGUGCCGCAGCGGCCCCGGCGCCAACCAGGCGCAGUGUUCCUCCAACAAGAUGCAGUGCGAGCAGUGCCAGACUGACUACCAGCAGUGCCGGUCCCCUGGCAACGGUGUCUCCGGAAACCAGGCCGGUUGCGCCGCCCAGGUCGCCGCCUGCGUCGGAUCCGCAUUCCCCGGCCUGAGCCUCGCCGAGACCAGCAGCUCCUCCUCAUCAUCCGCCGUCUCCUCCUCCUCCUCCGCCUCCGCCUCAGCCACCGCCGCGAGCAACGACUGCCAGACGACGUACAAGGCCUGCGUCGCCGGCGGCAAGAGCGAGGAGCUCUGCGGCUGCGACCUGGCGACCUGCACGGGCGAGGACAACGCGCGCACGGCCGACUACUGCGCGGCCGUGUCGGCCUCCGCCUCGGGCGGCGCGCCCGCCCCGACCUCCACCGCCGCCGCCGGCACCGACGACUGCCAGGGCGCCUGGCGCAAGUGCGUGGCCGGCGGCCGCAGCGAGGAGCUGUGCAGCUGCGACCUGGCCGUGUGCACCGGCGAGGACGAGCCCAGCACCCGCGAGCGCUGCGCCUCGCUGUCCGCCGGCCUCGACGCCGCCACCGCCACCGCCACCGCCGAUGCCGCCUCCGGCAUGGCCACCAGCGCCGUGGCGAGCCCCACGGCUGCUGCUGGCGGCGAGGGCGGCAACUCCACCUCGUCGACGCCUGUUGUCACCGGUGCGGCUGCGUCCGUGGGCUUCAGUGUCUUUGGUGCGGCUUCUGCUUUCGUCUCUUACCUCCUCAUUUAAGCCGUGGAUGUCGGCCGUGGGCGUUGUGGUUACUGUCUGCGACAGUUGAAGCAUCAAGAGUUGGUGCUCGGGCAGUAGGCAAGCAGUAGGCAGAGAUUUCUAGGGGGUGAGAGAAGUGUUACUGUUUCCCAAUGGAGCUGUUGGGAGCUUGGAAUCAGCUAUCACUGGUUGCAAUUGCGUUUCAUGUCUAUAUAUGUCGCACGUGUCUAUAUUGUUUUCCGAAAAAUCAAAAGCCUUGGUACAUACCCCCAUUACGAAUAAA
Diaporthe batatas is the source of this 1530-nucleotide messenger RNA. RefSeq lists its product as uncharacterized. The transcript is spliced from 2 exons. Bases 396 to 1268 code for a protein of 290 amino acids. Lineage: Eukaryota; Fungi; Ascomycota; Sordariomycetes; Diaporthales; Diaporthaceae. The record is from RefSeq and is a predicted model, not a curated record.